CACGCGCUCCCCGCUCGUGCCCGCUCCUGGAGCGGGGUCCAGCACAUACGCGCGUUCACGUUGUGUAGCCAGUGUGUGACCGUGAGAGACGAUUCAUCGUCACAACCCAUUCAGUUCUUGUUCGGACGCCAAGCAGCUCUCAGUCUCACUAUGGCCUCUGGUGUGAAAGUCACAGAUGAAGUUAUCGCAGUCUUCAAUGACAUGAAGGUGCGUAAGGCUCAGGCCAACGAGGAUGAGAAGAGGAAGAGGAAGAAGGCCAUUCUGUUCUGCAUGAGCAAGGACCUCAAGAAUAUUGUCCUGGACGAUGGCAAGGAGAUCCUGCUGGGCGACCUGGGAACCACCGUCCAGGACCCGUACCAGCAUUUUGUGAAGAUGCUGCCCCCAGAUGACUGCCGCUAUGCCCUGUAUGACGCCACCUAUGAGACCAAAGAAACAAAAAAGGAGGACCUGGUCUUCAUCUUCUGGGCUCCAGACAGUGCCCCCCUGAAGAGCAAGAUGAUCUAUGCCAGCUCAAAAGAUGCUAUCAAGAGGAAAUUUGAAGGUAUUAAGCACGAGUGGCAGGUGAACGGUUUGGAAGACCUCAAAGACCGACACACCCUGGCAGAAAAGCUCGGUGGCUCAUCAGUAAUCAGCCUGGAAGGAUCCCCUAUAUAAAUAUCACCCUCCUCUGCGGCUUCGAUCGAGGCCUUUCAGACACAUCUGUUGGGUUUAGCUGUUCAUUCCAGUGUGGUUUGGAGAAGGGCAAAAGCACAAGCAGCAUCACGUGCAGGACUCUCUCGGGGAGGGAUAUGUGGGUGGGUUUGGGGUCAAGUGACAGUUAGAAAAAAACAAAACACAAAAGAAAUUCCACAAAUGAAGACUGUCAAUGCAGUUCAAGCAACAAAAAGAAUAUGAACAAAACACACACAAAGGAAAAACAUUAAAAUACAACUGAUGAAGGAUGAUGAUAUUAAAAUUAAAAUACAUAUAUUGUUCAUGUUGGAGGGCAGGGAUUGUUUUUCCCUGUUUUAUUUGACUGAUUGCAGAGAAAGGGACAGGCAGCAACCUUUAGUUUUCCAACUUCAAUCCUGACACAUAAUCGUCCCAACUACAUUGUUUUGCCAAACUUCUAGUUAAGUUUUGUAAGUGUGUGUAGUUGAGACUAGAUGUAGUACAAACUAAUUCACAGUUGCACAAAAUGUAUCAAAAUCUUCUCUGGGGAAACACGGUUAAUUAUAUAUAUAAUUUUUUUUGUUAUUCCAUUGUGUUUUCUUUUCUUUGAACAUGCAAAUUCCAAAACUUGAUUCCGUUUUUAUUUUCAGUGCUGGGUCACGAACCGCAGCAUUUAAUGUAGUAACAGACAACAUUCCUUGUAUGUGUUCAAUCCAAGAUCUUGAUUUUAAAAAACUGGUGUUAUGAAGGUCUGAUAGGGAGCAAUGUGUAUGUGAAGGACCAGCGAGUUUAGACUGAAUAUUGAAUGGUGGAUGUUUUGUAUUGUCUCCUUAUCUCUAAUAAAAAGUACUAAACUACUGA
Molecule: messenger RNA, 1512 nt
Organism: Betta splendens (Siamese fighting fish)
Lineage: Eukaryota; Metazoa; Chordata; Actinopteri; Anabantiformes; Osphronemidae
Gene: cfl1
Product: cofilin 1
Exons: 4
Coding region: 151-654 (167 amino acids)
Biological process (GO): actin filament severing; cell motility; actin filament fragmentation
Cellular component (GO): cytoplasm; actin cytoskeleton; actin cortical patch
Molecular function (GO): actin filament binding
Source: RefSeq, a predicted model, not a curated record